Molecule: messenger RNA, 584 nt
Organism: Dentiscutata erythropus
Lineage: Eukaryota; Fungi; Glomeromycota; Glomeromycetes; Diversisporales; Gigasporaceae
Source: the annotation of a GenBank genome assembly
AUGACGGAUUUGAGUUCACUAACAAAAGCAAUGCCUCAUUUAUCCCUAUGGGAGAGAUGGAUAAACUCUCCUCAAAAAUUUAUAAAGAAAACAAAUUAUCAAACGAAACGCAUCAACAUUUGUUGCAAACUUUCCCACGCAACACUCUCAUCAAAUUCUCACAACCACCUAUGGACAAGGAACUGGCUAGACAAAUGCGUAAAGAAGCAAAAGAUGUGGACAAGACCUUGCAAUGCGUAUCUUAUCGCACCUCUUCAAUCCUUAGACCACUCGACAAUGCAAUUCGCACAAUAUAUCAAACAAAACCUGAUCCACAAAAUGAACAAGCUACAGAAACAUGGGAGUACAUGGAACUAUCAUUACUCGCAACAAGAACACUAUUCCUGGAUUCACUAUUAUACAUUAGUGAACAAUGUGAGAAAAAUGCUAUCAAGUGCUUAUACCCCACUUAUCAACUGAAAUCGGAAGUUGAACCCCUCUUCACUGAUAAACUUAAAGAUGUUAUUAAAAACAAAAAUGAAGAGGCAAAAUUUUUCAAUGAUGCCUUAUGGCAGAACAAACAUGCACAAUCCUUCCAAAAAUGA